Paramacrobiotus metropolitanus is the source of this 2174-nucleotide messenger RNA. Its product is annotated as glucose-6-phosphate 1-dehydrogenase-like. The transcript is spliced from 10 exons. Gene Ontology annotation, cellular component: cytosol. The record is from RefSeq and is a predicted model, not a curated record. Gene Ontology annotation, molecular function: NADP binding; glucose-6-phosphate dehydrogenase activity. Gene Ontology annotation, biological process: pentose-phosphate shunt, oxidative branch; glucose metabolic process. The coding region runs from base 102 to 1865 and encodes 587 amino acids. NCBI's taxonomy places the organism in Eukaryota, Metazoa, Tardigrada, Eutardigrada, Parachela, Macrobiotidae.
GUCCUUUUUACUAACGAUGCCCUGAUCUAAUUUAAAGUCGCGUUGACAAUGUUUUUGCUUUAGGUCAUUUUCAUAUUAAACUUUAGAACAAGACUGGUCGGAUGUUGCGAUCCACGAUUUGCUGCAUAAAAUCAACUUCCGGUCUCAGCCCUUCCACGGAACCACUGCGUCCUGCCGCACAACAAAAUCAGUCGCCCAUCUCAGCGCAGCCAAUCCUUCCCGAAGAGCCAAUAAACUCCGUUUUGUCUGCAGCUAAAACUGCAUUUCCUGAUCAUCUUCCAGAUAUAAUUGCCAGUGCCACAAUGAGUUCGCAGAAAUCGGAAGCUGACCUCAAGAAUGCUAAGGGCGAGAAGAAGUCCAUGACUGGUCUACCGAAAGAGCCGUGGCAGGAAGAUCAGCUGUACACCAUCGUGAUUUUCGGUGCAUCUGGAGACUUGGCCAAAAAGAAGAUUUACCCGACUUUAUGGGCUCUGUACCGGGAUGAAUUGCUUCCGAAAAAUACUUGGAUCAUCGGGUAUGCAAGGUCAAAGUUGUCUGUUGAAGAUCUGCAAAAGUCGUUUGAGGGAAAUUGCAAGCUCCAGUCCGGUGACAAGCAGAAGUUUGGCGAAUUUAUGAAGAGCAACUUAUAUAUCGCUGGAAGUUAUGAUCAGCCGGACGACUACCGGAAACUCCACAAAACUUUGGAAGAAAAGGAAACACAAUUCAAGCAAGGGAACCGCGCUUUCUAUCUGUCCCUUCCGCCGUUUGUGUUCGACACUGCCACUACGCACAUCCGCCACGACUGCUGGGGCACCCGAGGAUGGAAUCGUGUUGUGUUGGAGAAGCCGUUUGGACGCGACUUGGAGUCCUCCCGUAAGUUGGCUGACCACCUGAAGAAAUUGUACCGCGAAGAGGAGAUCUAUCGCAUUGAUCACUAUCUGGGCAAGGAAUUGGUGCAAAAUCUGAUUACGUUGAGAUUUGCCAAUCGCAUCUUUAGCCCGGCCUGGAAUAAUCAGAACAUCGCCCACGUUCAGAUUUCCUUCAAAGAGCCGAUUGGUACGCAAGGGCGUGGUGGUUAUUUUGAUGAGUACGGCAUUAUCCGGGAUAUUAUUCAGAACCAUUUAAUGCAAGUUUUUUGUCUGGCGGCGAUGGAGAAACCGGUUAGCCUGAACGCUGAAGACAUUCGUGAUGAGAAGGUGCGCGUGCUGCGUCGCAUCCAGCCAGUGAAACUGGAAGAUGCUGUGCUGGGGCAGUACGUAGCUGAUCCGGAAGGGAAAGGCGAAGCCAAAACUGGCUACUUGGACGAUGAAACUGUUCCAAAGGGUUCUGUUACUCCAACGUAUGCGGCGGUGUUGUUAAAAAUUGACAAUGAGCGGUGGGAAGGCGUUCCGUUCGUUCUGCGUGCAGGAAAAGCUCUAAAUGAGCGAAAAGCGGAAGUUCGUGUCCAGUUCAAAAAUCCAGACGGUGACAUUUUUGAGGACGGGGAAGUAAAACGUGAUGAACUGGUCAUGCGUAUUCAACCCAAUGAAGCCAUUUAUCUGAAGAUGAUGACCAAAACCCCAAACAGCAAUUUCGGCAUUGAAGAGACUGAAUUGGAUUUGACUUACAGCAAACGCUACGAAGGACUGGUGCUUGCCGAAGCUUAUCAACUGCUGUUCAUCGAAAUUUUACGUGGUCGUCAGAUGCAUUUCGUUCGCAAUGAUGAACUGGAAGAGACCUGGCGCAUUUUCACUCCUUUGUUGCAUCAGAUCGAGCGUGAAAAAAUUAAACCGACUGAGUACAAGUUCGGUUCUCGUGGGCCCCCGGAAGCGGAUAAACUUGCAGCCAAAAACAACUACGUUUACAGCGGAACAUAUGUAUGGCCCGGUGACAGCCCAAAGAAGUAAAACCCGUUUCCGCCUUUUCAGUCCUGUCUGAACGGGUUACAGAUACAAGGGCCGGUGUGUUGGGCAUAUAAGAAUUAUCGUUCUUUAUUGUUUAUAUUAAUCUUGCAGCUGGAUAUUGCAAUAAUUUAGGCUGAAUAUUUUGGUGGCUCUUUCAUAAGGUGAAGGGUGAAGUUUUAUCAGUUUUACUUAUGAUGAUGAGAAGUGUUUUAGAUAUUGGGCGGGAGGUGUUUAGUUUUUGGAAAAGAGUUAUUGGAAAAAUUUUGUGAUCACGGGAGUCUAAUCAUGAAAAUUAAAGCAUACAAUUAAUGA